Molecule: messenger RNA, 1197 nt
Organism: Closterium sp. NIES-65
Lineage: Eukaryota; Viridiplantae; Streptophyta; Zygnematophyceae; Desmidiales; Closteriaceae
Source: the annotation of a GenBank genome assembly
AUGGCCCUGGAGUCUCGGUGCCGAACCUCCCAAGAAGGUUCGGAGAGCGGCGAGCCUGGGAAGGAGGUGGGGGAAAGAACGAGGCACCUCACCACCGUUGACAUGCCCACAUCAGCGUCGGUAACAAUCCGGUCAGCCCCAGCAGGCGGGUUGGUGCGCACGUCUGCUCGCCUCGUCAACGCCAUCGGCCCCUUCCCCAUGCCACUCAACUUCGCUCUUGUCUCUCCAAACGGGGAGUGGAUCGCUGUUGUCGGGGACCUUGCUGCUGUGUGUGUGCUGGACCGAGCAUGUGGGUUCAGAGUGAGUGGCAUGGCCAGCAGGCGGAUUCCAGUGGCCUCUAGGAGCACCAGGGGCGCCGCUCACGGGUGCCAGCACCGCCAGCCGUCAUCAGAAGCAGAGGAGCAGAGGCAGCAGAGGGAGGACGCAAGGGAGGAUGGCCGUUGGGUAGUGGCUCUCGAGGGUCUUCCCCCCACCGCUGUGCCUCAUGCUGCUGCUGCCGCUGCUGCUCGUGCUGCCGAUGCUGCUGACGCGACCACUGCUGCUGCUCGUGCUGCUAAUUCUGCUGAUGCUGCUACUGCCGCCGCUGCUCGUGCUGCUGCUGCUGGUGCUGGUGCUGCUCCUGCUGGUGGUGGUCGUGCUGCCGCUGGUGCUGCUUCCGCCGCUGCUGGUGCUGCAGCCGCCCUCGCUGGGGCUGUUUCCGCUGCUGAUGGUGCCGCUCGUGCUGCUGAUGGUGCUGGCCGUGCUGCUGGUGCUGCUGUGGCUGCUCGUGCGACAGUGGGGGGAGUGGUGGGCGGCAUGGUGGACGCAGCACAGGACCAGCUGAGGCGACGUCUGCACCAGUUGGAGCAGCUGUUGCAUCGCCGCAACCAGCCGCCCGUCAGCGACGUGGUGGGGCUGGCGGCUUACCACCACCCUGGAGUUCUUGUCUCGACUGAAACCACUGUCUUCCAGUAUCCUCGCAUGGGAGCCUGGUCACCUGCCUCUCACCGCCUCUAUCCCAAACGCUUCAAGGAGGUGGUACGGCUGCUGUUGCUGGGGCACUACUCUACUGAGCAGUGGGAUUACACUGCGACCGACAGCCACAGCAGCCAGGCACAGUCUGACAGCAGGUACCUGUGGUUGCUUCCCCUCGAAGUGUUGCUUCAGAUCGUUGGACAUGCAUCUACACCACUUUCUGUGUGGAUUAGUGAUGCAUAG